Messenger RNA from Anas platyrhynchos (mallard), 2103 nucleotides. It is a transcript of the gene SYTL1, whose product is annotated as synaptotagmin like 1. NCBI's taxonomy places the organism in Eukaryota, Metazoa, Chordata, Aves, Anseriformes, Anatidae. The record is from RefSeq and is a predicted model, not a curated record. Gene Ontology annotation, cellular component: exocytic vesicle; plasma membrane. Gene Ontology annotation, biological process: exocytosis; intracellular protein transport. Gene Ontology annotation, molecular function: neurexin family protein binding; small GTPase binding.
ACACCCCCGCGGGCUGGGCCCAUGUAAACAGGAUACGGGUUUGGGGGGGGCCCCAGCAUCGCCCCGUCCCGGUGCCAGCUCCUCGCCCCCGGCACCGCUCGGUGGCACCGAGGGGGCACCGGGUGGCUUCGGCUCUGCGCAGGCUGCCGAGGGUCAGGAUGCUGCGCGCUGCCCACCCCACCGCCACCCCGCAGCCCUUCACCCGGCCCCGCUGAGCCCCCCCCGGCAUGCUGAGCCCUGCCCGCCGCCCCCCCUCAGCCUGACCCCGCACCCAUGGGUGCUCCCAGCACCCAUGGCGCUGGAGCUGGGCGCCGAGGCGCUGCUGGACCUGAGCUUCCUGACGGAGGACGAGCGCCGUGCCAUCGCCGAGGUGCUGCGCCGGGACUCGCAGCUCCGCCGGCGCGAGGAGGGGCGCAUCAGCAAGCUGCGCAAGUCGGUGUCAGACCCGGCCCGGCUGCGGACCCUCACCGGGGACUGGUUCUGCGACGUGCGCGCCCAGCGCCACCGGCACCACCUGGGCUCUGACCUCGUCCGCGCCUCCAUCCGCCGCAGGAGGCGGCCACGGGGAGCAGGGGACCCGGAGCGUGGCCCCAGCUUGGGCGAGCUGGAGGCAAUCGGCGAGCCGCUGGUGGAGGAGAAAGAGGACGAGGAGGUGGCGGUGACAGAGGAGAGCCCCUCUGAGGACGGAGCCCAGGCAGAGCCCCAGCCUGGCCCCACAGCCCCGGCACCGGAGGGGACACCGGGGACACCGACCCAGCAGGUGGAGGUCCCAGAGAGGGAGCAGGAUGGGCAGGGACCCCCAGGUGACAGAGUGGACGGGAACCCCUUCGGCACGGCCACCGUGGAGGAAGAUGAGGAGGAGGAGCCUGAUCCUGCCCGCAGCAGCCCUGGGGCUGGGCAGGGGCCGGGGACCCCCCCACCAGGCCGUGCGUCCCCGCAGAACGGCCACGUGCCCCCCAGCAGCCUGCUGACCGCCAGCUCCUCCGUGUCCAGCCUCAGCUCCUCCACGCUGAGCGGCAGCCUGAUGAGCCUGUACAGUGACGGGGAGCUGGGCAGGGUGCCCGUGCGGGGCUGCGUCCAGUUCUCGCUGCGCUACGAGCCGGCCACGCAGGAGCUGCAGGUCCACGUGGUGCGCUGCCGAGAGCUGGCCGAGGCCAAGAAGCAGCGGUCGGACCCGUACAUCAAAACCUACCUGCUCCCCGACAAGUCCAACCGCAGCAAGCGCAAGACCACGGUGCGGAAGCGGAGCUUGGACCCCAUCUUCAACGAGACCCUCAAGUACAAGCUGGAGAAGAGGGACCUGCAGGGCCGGACGCUGAACCUGUCGGUGUGGCACCACGACAGCCUGGGCAGGAAUCUCUUCCUGGGCGAGGUGGAGAUCGCGCUGGGCGCCUGGGACUGGGCCAACACGCGCCCCGAGUGGUUCACCCUGCAGCCCCGGACGCCCUUCGCCCCGGACGGUCUCUCCAGCCGAGGCAACCUCAACCUGGCGCUGAAAUUCAUCCCCGCCGGCUCCGAAGGAGCGGGGCUGCCCCCCACGGGUGAGCUGCACAUCUGGGUGAAGGACGCGCAGGGCUUGGUCCCGCUGCAGGGCAGCACCGUGGACGCCUUCGUGCAGUGCUACGUGCUGCCCGACGACAGCAAGGCGAGCCGGCAGAAGACGCGGGUGGUGAAGCGCAGCCUCAGCCCCCUCUUCAACCACACCAUGGUGUACGACGGCUUCCAGCCCAAGGACCUGGCCGAGGCGUGCGCCGAGUUCACCCUCUGGCACCACGAGGCUUUCUCCAAGAGGCAGCUGGGCGGCGUGCGCCUCAGCCUGGGCACCGGGAGCAGCUACGGGCUGCCCGUGGGCUGGAUGGACUCGACGCCGGAGGAGCGCGCGGUGUGGGGCCGCCUGCUGCAGCAGCCCGGCUGCUGGGUGGAAGCGCUGCUGCCCCUGAGGACCAACCUCGUCCCCCGUGCAUAGCUCCCACCCCCCGGGGACAGUUUCGGCGGGGGGGGGACAGGACUGAGCUCCCCAACGAACCCCGCGUAGGGGCUGGGGUCUGCGCCCCCCCUCCCCUCCCUGCACUUUUGGCUGCAAUGAAGCGGCAGCGGACGGCA